CGAAGUUAAAAUUUAUAAAUCUCUUGCUAAACUUCAGGGGAUAUAUAUUCCAGAAUUGUUGUUUUAUGGCGAUUUUGCAAAUGGAAUGAUUGUUGGUACUACAUUAGGUCACCAUAAGAUAAAUAGACGACUAAAGGAUUGA
Molecule: messenger RNA, 142 nt
Organism: Funneliformis geosporum
Lineage: Eukaryota; Fungi; Glomeromycota; Glomeromycetes; Glomerales; Glomeraceae
Source: the annotation of a GenBank genome assembly